This is a messenger RNA of Paramecium pentaurelia, 2092 nucleotides long. The record is from the annotation of a GenBank genome assembly. Lineage: Eukaryota; Ciliophora; Oligohymenophorea; Peniculida; Parameciidae.
AUGAUUGAAGCUAAAUAAAAAAUGUAAAAGAGAGUUCAAAAAUAUUCCUACUUCCUUAAUGACAUAUUAGGAGAAGGCUAUUCAUCAUCAGUUUAUAAGGGCAUUAAUAUUUAAACCAAUUAAGUAGUUGCUAUAAAGGUUAUAAAUUUUUCCACCUUAACAACUCCAAUUUCCCAAACCCUUUUAAAAAAUGAGAUCACUAUACUAAAACAAUUAGAUCAUGAGAAUUUGAUGAAAGUUUACGAGAUUUUUGAGACUAAAAAUAACACCUACAUAAUAUGUGAAUAUUGUAAUGAUGGCGAUCUGGCUAACAUUUUAGAAAAAACAACUUUUACUUAAAUAGAAAUUAUUAAUGUUUUUCUCUAAAUAGCAAAGGGAGUCAAAGCACUCCAUUAAUAAAGUAAAUCAUGUUUCAUAUAUCAUUUUAGAAAUUAUACAUAGAGAUAUAAAACCAGCUAAUAUACUAAGAUCAAAUGGAAUUUAUAAACUUUCAGAUUUUGGAUUUGCUAUUGUUGAAAAUGAUUUUGAGAGUAUAAUCAAAAGAUUUAGUGUUGGAACUCCAGUUUACAUGGCACCUGAGACAGUUCAGUCAAAUUGCUAUUCAGAAAAGUCAGACAUAUGGUCUUUAGGUGUAGUUCUUUACUUAAUGGUAUAUAAAGAAAUUCCAUUUAAUCUAAAAAAGGAUGGAGAUCUAUAUGGUAAGUAAUAAUAAAUACACAAGAAAAUUAUGAAUGAUAAAAAAUUGUUGAAAAAAAUCUAGAAUAUUCUUAUAGGUAUGUUGGAGAUUGAUCCAUAAAAACGGAUUAGUAUUGAUGGAAUUCUUUCAAUGUUAAAUCAUCCGAAAUAAUUGAAAUGUAGCAAUUCUCAUAAAAAUAUACCAUUUAAAGUAUUACGUAGGUCAAGUGGAUAUGAUUAAAUUUUAUAAGAUGGUUGCGAUCAAGAUAAAUUUGAAAAUACAUAAAAAAUUUUAAAAACAUUACCAGAUGAAUUGGAUAAUAUUAAUGAAGAAAUCGAAACAAUUUCAUUCCAUAAUAAUCAUAAAUAUCAUCAUAUAAUUGAAUUAAAUAACAUUUAAUAAAAUCAAUUAUGUAAUAAUGAGAAUUAAUAGUUAAAAUUUCAAUCAUCACCCUUAUAAAUAAAAGAUAAAACUAAAAAGUAGAUUCAAAUCAACAUUCCAAAAAAUUAAUCAAUUAAUUUCAAAAAAUUAAACCCAAAUUUUAACUAAUUACCGUAUGAAAAUAGUGAUACACACUAAGAUAGUAAUCCAAAUAGCACUAAUGAUACAAUCAAAAAUAAUCAAAUUUCUAAUUGUUAAUCAUAAAAUCAAAUGAAUUCUAAUUCCCCAUUAAUUGCUCCUUAAAUAACAGAGACACUUACAAGUAGAAAUUAAGGAAUUUCACCUAUCCAUAUUAAUUAAUCUCUUCGAAAUUUAAUUGUAUCUCCAUUAAGAUAAAGAAAGGGUCCCACAACUUAUUCCAUGACGGAUUUUAAAAAUUUUUAAAUUAAGCCAAAUGAAUUACUAUUAAAAAAAAAUGAUUUAAUUAAAUAAAGAGCUAAAACUGAUUUAUCUAUCAAUAAAUUAUCAUCUGAUUAAGAUAAGAAAAAGUAAGAUAAAGAAAAGGAAAAAUAAAAAAUAGAAUCUUUAACUGCAACAAUUAGACCUACAUAUAAAUUUUUAUUAUUUUUAAACUAGACCUUAAAAAAAUUUUAGUCUAUUAAUACUGAAGAAAAAUAAAAAUGCUAUUUCUUAUUAAGAAAAUUAUAAGCAGUAAAAGCAUAUGCAAUCAUGAAUUAAUGUCCUUUUCAAAUAUAAGAGGAAUUACAAUGUUGGAUUGAUAGUUUUUAAUAAUACUUUGAAAAAGUCAGCCCUUUACUUUAUAAUCAUCAUGAUCGAAAGUUUAUUCAAUAUUUAAAUACAAAUCUAGAGUAAUUUACUAAAGGAUUUUCAUAAUAAAUAAAUAGUUAUAUAUAAGAGGUGAAUUAAUAGUUAUUAUCUAAAGAACUACUAAUUAUUUAGGAAGUAAUUAAUGAAAACUUAAAGCAAUUUAAUGAUCCUAUUUUAUUUGCAAGAAGGUGGGAAAAUGAGCAAUGA